Messenger RNA from Sebastes umbrosus (honeycomb rockfish), 4752 nucleotides. RefSeq names its product terminal nucleotidyltransferase 4B (gene tent4b). Bases 440 to 2578 code for a protein of 712 amino acids. Lineage: Eukaryota; Metazoa; Chordata; Actinopteri; Perciformes; Sebastidae. Gene Ontology annotation, cellular component: TRAMP complex; nucleolus. Gene Ontology annotation, biological process: RNA 3'-end processing. The record is from RefSeq and is a predicted model, not a curated record. The transcript is spliced from 12 exons. Gene Ontology annotation, molecular function: poly(A) RNA polymerase activity; mRNA binding.
CGCGCAUGCGCAGUAGCACCCUUACACUAACGCCAUUGAGGGACUGAACCAGCGACCAGGAGGAGAAGAGAAGAGACGAGACGAGGGUCAGAGAGGAGCUUCUUCUAUCGACACACAGUCAGCUGCUGCACGUUUCUCUACCAGGCUAACAACUUCAGAUACCACCUUUUUAACACUUGACUCUUGUGCUAUCUCCUGUGGAUUAUAUAGGGUUGACAGCUUGUUAAAUCUCCUUUAAGGGACGUGUUUUAACCGGAUACUAGAAGUAACGGAGGCUAAUAUACAGCAGUGCUAGGAGCUAGCUAACGUUAGCUAGCGAGCUAACUGGGCUAGCUAGCUAGCUGCACACGAGCUGAAGGGUGGUGGAGGUGUGCUUGGUGGAGGUGGAGGAGGUGGAGGAGGAGGUGCAGGGCGGUUUAGCCUACAGUGUCUCUGUUUGAUGGAUCCGAGGAUCGCUUGGUUUCAACCAGAACAACGUGGACCGGCUAACAACCUGUGGAUGCAGAUCUGGGAGACGACACAAGGGCUCGGCUACUUGCAUGUGAAUACCGGCUACAACACCUCCAGCACUACCAGCGGAUCUCAGAGCACAUCGAGCCUGAAAGCAGCGCUCGUCAACGGGGCGUCUGGAGCCGCCGUCCUCGCCGUGCUCGCCGGCAGCAGAAACGGCGACUACUCAUCCUCAAACACCGGCAGCAGCAGCAGCAGGACUCAGGGGAUGUCGACCUCAACGGGGGUCCGAGGAGAGAUAACGGCACAGCGGGACUUUAUACCACUGGAGAGCAGCAAGAGCAACAGCAACCACCACAACAACCGAGCCGGUGGAGGUGGAGGAGGAGGUGGUGGAGGAGGAGGUGGUGGAGGUCAGCAGCAGCAGCAGCAGCAGGGCAGCGGGGUCGCGGUGCUCUGGAGGGGUUUGACGGACGGACACCCCAACAAAAGGAAAAGAGACAACAAGGCUAGCACUUUCGGAUUCAAUUCCAGCCUCUUGAACAGUGGCAGCAGCUCCAACACGGGGAACUAUGAUGGUUACACUGGCACGCCAUGGAAAACCAGGAACUACUCAGAUGGGAUUGUUGGGUUACACGAGGAGGUCAAUGACUUCUAUGAGUACAUCUCCCCACGGCCGGAGGAGGAGAAGAUGAGACUGGAGGUGGUGGACAGAAUCAAGGGAGUCAUCCAUGACCUGUGGCCCAGUGCUGAGGUCCAAGUGUUUGGAAGUUUCAGCACUGGUCUUUAUCUGCCAACAAGUGACAUUGACUUGGUAGUUUUUGGGAAGUGGGAGACCCUCCCACUCUGGACGCUGGAAGAGGCUCUCCGGAAGAGGAACGUCGCAGACGAGAACUCCAUCAAAGUUUUGGACAAAGCCACGGUUCCCAUCAUAAAACUGACGGACUCCUUCACUGAAGUCAAAGUGGACAUCAGCUUCAAUGUGAAGAGCGGCGUAAAAGCUGCCCGGCUCAUCAAGGAAUUCAAAGAGAAAUACCCUGUGCUGCCUUACCUGGUCCUGGUGCUGAAGCAGUUCCUACUGCAGAGGGACCUCAAUGAGGUUUUCACGGGGGGAAUUGGCUCCUACAGUCUCUUCCUCAUGGCUGUCAGCUUCCUGCAGCUUCACUACAGAGAGGACGUGUGCAGUCCCAACAUCAACAUCGGUGUUCUGCUCAUUGAAUUCUUUGAGCUCUACGGUCGCCACUUCAACUACCUGAAAACAGGCAUCAGGAUAAAAGACGGCGGUUGCUACGUUGCCAAAGACGAGGUUCAGAAGAACAUGAUGGACGGUUACAGGCCCUCCAUGCUCUACAUCGAGGACCCGCUGCAGCCAGAUAACGACGUUGGUCGAAGUUCAUACGGUGCCAUGCAGGUGAAGCAGGCGUUUGACUAUGCCUAUGUGGUGCUCAGCCACGCGGUGUCACCCAUCGCCAAGCACUAUCCCAAUAACGAGACCGAGAGCAUACUUGGCCGAAUAAUCCGGGUAACACAGGAAGUGGAUGAGUACAGGGAUUGGAUCCGAAAGAACUGGGGGAGCCCGUCUCAGAAUGAUCUGCCACUCAACAGAAAUGACGUCGCACUGUUCGAGUCCCAGCAACUCGACGAGUGCAACAACAACGUUCCAGAUGACGAUGAUGACGAUGUCGUCGUAGUUCUACCGUCAGCUCCCCACAGCAAAACCUCCUCCAAUUCCUCCUCUCCAUCCCCCUCACUGCGCUCCUCUCCCUCCUCCUCUCCGCUGUCACCUUCUUCCACAUCCUCAACCUCCAGCUCUAGUGAUGCGGACUCUGAUGGCACGCCGUGUAAGACAGCCAAGCAGCAGUCUGGCCGGGGCUCCAGUGCCCACAUAGAAAAGUCUGCCGUCGUCAAUAACAACAGAACGCAGAGCCACACUAACAGCACUCCAUCUGGAAGCAACAAGGGAGGAAAGGCCAGGAUAUCUCGUUCUCACCAAAAGAGCGGCCACCACGGGCAGCAGAGCUCCUCUUCCAGCGCCAAAAGUCAUCAGAGCAACAAGCCACACCACCAGGGCAACAGCAAGAAGAGGAAAAAUGUGCGAGACUCUACACAAGAGGACCUCUGCAGAUAGGGGUGACCUUGCUUGCCUCCCCCCAAACCCCGCUCCCCGUCCUCGUCUGCAACUGACUGACUGUCCUGUCCCACUUCUGCUGCCAGACUCCAGCCUCGGGAGGUUGUUAGAAGUAUUAAAGCAUCUGCAGCAUCUGUCCCUCUGUCAAGCUUUUUCAGGGUGACAAGCAACAAUUUCUAGCAGGAAAAAAAAGAACAAAAAAAAGAAGAAUUGUUAUAGGAAAUGGGGUUUAAUUUCUUGAACCUGAACUGAAAUCACAAUGGAUAAAUGCUCAUUUGCUUCCCAGUAGCUUCUUUUAUGAAGUGGUUUUCCUUCCCACAGCCAGCAUCUACACAACAUGCCUCUUGCGCCUCCUGCUGUACAGGAAUAGACAGGUCGGGUGUCUGGAAUCUACUCUGGAGCAAUACCUGGAACUGCUGGCUCGCUGGAUGAAAAAUUUUAUCAAAAAAAAAGAAAAGAAGAAAAAAGCAAAUGGCUGAAAAUGUACAAAAACAAAUAUGUCUUGUUGGACAACAGACAAAUAUGUACACAGAUUUUAUUAAGAUGGUAACUGACAAAUGCAAUCGGUAAGAGUGGGACAUAACUUAUGCAUGAGAUUUUUUUUUUUGUUGGUUGAUUUUUCUGUUGGUUUAAUCUGUUUUGUUAUGUCUAAACAGGUUAAACAAAGAUUUGUACAAAAAAACGCAUAAGCAGAAAAAUGUAAAAAAAAAAAAAAAAGAUACAAGUAAGAAGAAAAUGUUUCAUAUUACCUUUUUACAAGAUAUACCGAUUGAAGACAUGUAAACGUGCACAUCUUGUGCCCUCAGUUUUUUGGCCAAAUGCCGAGAGCUGGUUCGGGUCCCAUUGCCAACAUAAAUCAUCAGCAUCUACUUUUACUCCUGGUUGCUCUCUGUGAGUGUGCUACAGUGUUAACAUUUAGCCUUUUCAGUGAGCCGACGCUCACAUACAGCCCUAUAGAUGACUGGAUGGAGUCACCCAGCUCUCAAUAGCACAGCCACAGCAGUGUAGAGGCUUUAAGGUUUAAAUUAAUAAGGGGUGGUAGUGGUUUUAUCGAGAAAUCCUUCACUUGAAACAAAAAAAAUGUGUUAACAAUACAACUGUGGGUGAUGAUCUGUUCCUUUUGGUAAUUUGCCCACCGCAAAAAUCAUUUGUAUUUGUUAAAUGUAUUUAUUUUUUUAUUAAUUAUAUGAACAUAGUAUGGAUAAAUGUAUUAUUAACAUUAGAGCCCAUAUCUUUGAGUCCUAUAUUUGAAGUUGCGGGGAAGGGUGGGGGUGAGAACAGUUUAUGUUCAGGUACAGUACCAACUUUAUUAUUUCAUUGGGUUUUUCUUUUUUCAGUGACAGUUGAGUGACCAAGUUACUUUGAAAACUUUUUGAGAGACCAUUUUACAAGUCCUACGCUGAGAAUUUUGUUUUAAUAUGUGGCUGGUCUACUUUAAAAGGGAGAUGAUUUUUAUUUUAUUUUAUAAAUCUAUAGCAACAAAUGCUUCUUCAAAUGUCAACCCUUUCUCUCUCUCUCUGUCAAUGCAGUACAACAACUAACCUGUAGAUGGAGUCAUUGCUCCUGGUCUGAAUCCACAGAGUUUGGUGCUUGUAUACUGCAUUUUUGGAUGGUUCAUCAUCAUCUGCAUUAUUUUUGUGAUUGACUUGAUAAUAUUUCAAAACUGAAUAGAAAAUCUGCUUGCUGAAGGGAGUUACACACCAAAGCACACCACAAUCCUUCUAUUGUCUCUCUCCCAAAUGUGACAGCAAUCACCCACAUUGACAACAAAACAAGUAGCCAGCAAUAACAACCACCUUUCAUGAUGUAUUAUUACUCCCACAAUGACAGCUGUAGCCACAGAAUGGCAUGCUCAGUGUUAAAGACAGUGAAGCACAUUUGAUAAGUCCAUGCACUAAUUUACAGCCUAUUUUUGGUGAUGAAAAGUUGAAAGUUUCUUGUCCUCCCCUCAUCCAUCCCUCUCUACAGUGUUACAGUUGCGGUUUUAAAUGCAGUAUGUAAGCGCUGGUUUUGUGGUAGACAAAACAAGGAGAAUAAAGUUAGCCGUGCCAUCUGAAUGUCCACUGACCCAUCUCUCUCUUCACUGCAGGAAACCUUCAAAACCCCAACUGUACUCAUCUGAAUUUCUCUGCAGCUAUUACAAUUCAUGCAAUAAAAACAGUACAAUUAAAAAA